CCCAUUUCCAGCAUAGUCUCUCCGAGCUAGGGAAGCUGCGGUGCCAAGCGGCCGCCGUCGCCGCCGCCGACGCCAUGAUUCACCUCCGGAGGGGCGUACUUUCUCGCCUUCUCCAUCCACCGUGCGCCGCCGCAGCCCCGGCCGACCACGCCAAUCCCCUCCUCUCCCUCCACCGCCUCCUCCUCUCCAGCGCCGCCGUACCCGUUUCCCCCAAACCCUUCGCCGUCGAGGACUACCUCGUCGAGUCCUGCGGCCUGACCAGAGACCGAGCAGGGAAGGUCUCCAGGGGGCUCUCCCACCUCAAGUCCCCCUCCAACCCCGACGCCGUCCUCGCCUUCCUCUCCGGCCUCGGCCUCUCGAGCGCCGACAUCGCCGAGGUGGUCGUAAACGACCCGCGCGUGCUCUGCGCCAGGGUGGAGAAGACGCUGGACGCCCGCGUGGCCGAGCUCAGCAGCCUCGGCUUGUCGCGCUCCCAGAUCGCGCGCCUCGUCCCGCUCGUCCGCAGCCAGUUCCGCUGCAAGUCGCUUGGGCGAAAGCUCACCUACUUGCUCACAGUCUUUGGCUCCUUCGACAGGUGUCUCGAUGUCAUCAGGAGUAACUAUGGUGUCAUUAGCGCCAGCAUUGAGAAGGUGAUCAAGCCCAACCUGGGCAUCCUCCAGCAAUAUGGGAUAACUACAUCGAAUUGGCGCGCAUUUGCGUUCAUGUCGCUCAGCAGGCCUACUAAGCACUUGGAAGAUGCUGUGACACAUGCUAUCGAGUUCGGAAUUAAGCAGGGGACACGGACAUUUUCUACCGCGGUCGUGACGUUUUCGAUCCUCAGGCAGGAGAAGUUCACCAAGAAUCUACGGCUGUUCAAGAAGCUUGGAUGGUCACAGGAGGAUUUGUCAAUAGCGGUGAAGAGCAUGCCAAACAUCGUAGCUAUGAAGGAGGAAAGGCUUCGUCAAAGUAUGAAGUUCUUGACGAAGGAUGUUGGUCUAGAGAUUCCAUACAUUGCACGAAGGCCUGCACUCAUCAUGUACAGCAUUGAGCACCGGUUAUUGCCACGGCAUUGCUUGAUCAAUGUUCUCAAGGGGAACGGAUUGCUUAAGACCAAUUAUGACUUCUUUAAUAUUGCCGUGAUUAGCAAUAAUAAGUUUAUGGUUAAAUUUGUGGAUCCUUAUGUGGAGAGUAUUCCAGGUCUUGGUGAUGCAUAUGCUUCUAGCUGUACUGGAUGUGGAGUGCAGCAGUUGAAGGUGCUAUCUAAGGGUAAGAGAGAUAAAAGAGUGUGUUGAUGCUUCUUCUAGUAAUAUCAGCAAGUUGGGACAUUUUUAAGGUUAGUUAUCACUUUGGUCUAUUCACUUCAGUAGACAGAUGAAAUUGGGCUUUGCUCUCCACAGGACAAACUGAGAUCCAGUCUCGAUUAGGGAUGUCACUAUGCCAAUCAAAGACUGUUCUUUCUAUUAGAUGGAUUAGAUAAAACUUUAUGGCGUGAGCUGAAUAUUUUCUAGCACUAA
Oryza brachyantha (malo sina) is the source of this 1493-nucleotide messenger RNA. RefSeq lists its product as uncharacterized. Gene Ontology annotation, molecular function: double-stranded DNA binding. Gene Ontology annotation, cellular component: chloroplast. The coding region runs from base 75 to 1271 and encodes 398 amino acids. Gene Ontology annotation, biological process: regulation of DNA-templated transcription; chloroplast organization. The transcript has a single exon. The record is from RefSeq and is a predicted model, not a curated record. NCBI's taxonomy places the organism in Eukaryota, Viridiplantae, Streptophyta, Magnoliopsida, Poales, Poaceae.